AUGGAUGGACGAGCCUGCCACAACGGUGGUCACAACAUCACGCCGCGCCUCGACUGGCCGCAUUCUCAGAACCAGUCCUUGUCCGCCGACCCGUCGUCUCGCGGCAUGGAACGCGCUUCCAUAACCAACCUGCGCACCUCCUUCCGCUCCAACCACGCAUCGAACCCCACGAUACGCGCCGUGACCCCCGAAUACCAUCACCCCGGCCUGUCACCCGCCCCGGCUGCCAACGCCGUCUUUGACCCGACUGCCCCUCUGCAGAUGCCCCGUGGUCUCACCUCAAGCUCCCCGCAAAGCUCUCCGAGAUCCAUCCCUGGGGACUUCUCGAGACGACAGGGCAUGGUCUUCAACGAUACAUACGGCGGCUCGUACGACAACAACAGCAACAACAACAACAAUAAUAACUCAGCCAGCCCUCCUGUGCGGCAAACGAGCAACUUCCGUCCAAGAACACACACCAUGGACGGCGCACUGCGACAGCAAUUCAUGAACGCCACCGCGAGAGAGGGCCGCCAGCGGGUCGGUUCCUUCUCCUCCUCUGGAUCCCAGCCACUAUUCGAUGAUGCUCGCUCUCCGCCUCCCCCCAUUGAGUCCUUAGGAUUUCCAUCCGUCGUUCCUGCUCGUCAUUCCGAGAUCCCUCAGGGUGCCACAACCAGCCUAAAGGAAAAGAAGCUGUCGACAAAGCGAUUGAUCAAGCGCCAGUCCUCUCGACCAACUUCCCCGCCCACAGCCUCGACCCCGUCGGUGGACUCGUUGCCCAUUCCUGUGCCGACUGAUAACGCCAAUAAUGUUCUGCUCAUGAUGAAAAAUCUGUGUGGGCGCAUGAGAGGCGAGAUCGAGUUUCGGACUGAACCUGCGGGGAAAUGGCAGAUCGGUAUUGCCUAUGUUGACGAAGAGAAGGGAAGCUUGAUGUUUGACUCGGGCCACGACGGUCCAUUCCACAUCCCUCUAGUUUCCGACCUACGCGGAUGCCGGGUAGCACCGCUCGAAUUGCCCGAAGGGAAAAGGUGCCUGGAAGUGUCUUGUCCCACCCAGCCCCCCUUGGACCUGCUACUACAUCCGUUGUUGGUCGAAGAACGCGACCUCUGGCUCGCGGCUCUGUUGUGUUGGCAGCAGUUGCGACCCCCAAAGGUCAGACUUUCGAACGGCAAUCGGAGCCCGGGCCCUACGUCCCUGCGCCCGGCUGUCAGGAGGCGCGGGUCCGAAAAUGGGACGAAACCCACAAACGCCCUCAUCAAGGUCGGGCAAGUGAGACUUUGGGACAAGGGAUUGGCAAGCUCGCCAAGGGCCAUCGUCAAAAGACCCUCCACUCGGGAUUUGAGGUCGCCAACCACUUCCUGGCGAGUUGUUUCUUGUCUCUUACAGGAGAAUGGUGAGAUUCGUCUCACCACGAACGACGGCGAUGCUGUUAUCGCUGUUGUCGAGCUGUCUCAGCUGUCCCGAUGUGCCAUUCAACAGCUCGACCGGUCCGUACUCGAUGAGGAAUACUGCAUCGGCAUCUUCCCCCACUACUCUCCGAUAUCCACCCAACUGUCCAUCUUCCGUCCGGUAUACAUCGCCCUCGAGAACCGCCUACUGUUUGAGGUUUGGUUCGUUCUACUCCGAGCAUUUGCGCUGCCUGACAUUUUUCGGUUGGACCCGUGCUCGGCGGAAGGUGUGGUGGAAGUCACAGACCUGGAAUCGGAUCUUGCUGGUGAAAUCUUCCGAAUCGAGAAGACGAUCAGUUUGCGGGUGACGGAGGCAAAGUUGAAGCCCAAGAACUGUUCGCCCGACGUCGGUUUCAUCGAUCGACAACAAGCCAAGGACGCUGACUCUCUGGUGGGCAACUACCUGACUGAGGUCAUUUUGGAUGGGGAGGUCCGCGCCCGCUCCACGAUGAAAACCGGAACCAAAAAUCCUUUCUGGAGAGAAGACUAUCAGUUCUCGGACCUUCCACCGACCAUGCCAUUCCUCUCCAUCAUACUGAAAAGGGUGGACGGAAAUCUCGAAAGCUUUAGCCACCAAUUGCAGGCGUCUCUCGGGCUGUCCAAAUCGAGCAGUCUCACAGAGGUUCUCUGCGGGUCGGUCGACAUUCCUCUGGACCACAUCGAACUCGGCAAAGACUUUGAGCGGUGGCUUGAGAUAUACGACGAACGGCAGCAAGUCACGGGCACAAUGCUUGUGAAGCUUCACCAUGAGGAGCUUGUUGUCCUCCACUCCAAGGAGUAUCAGGCGCUGUCAACAUUGCUUCACAGCUUUCCGUCCGGUCUCACCGCACAGAUCGCCGAAGCGCUUCCCGGAAACUUGCGGCGGCUGUCUGAGAUUUUCCUCAAUAUCUUCCAAGUGUCCGGCCACGCCAACGAAUGGCUGCAGACACUGGUAGAGGACGAGAUCGACGGUAUCGGCGGCAGCCAGAACCAGAUGAAAAAGUACCGCUUCAGCAGCCGGUUGAAGUCCAACGAGUCCAUGGAGUCGUCGAGUGACCGAGAGCAGAUCCUCCGCGACAUGGGCAAAUCCCUCGCAGGAGAGGCCAACUUGCUAUUCCGAGGCAACACCCUCCUGACCCAGGCCCUCGAGUUUCACAUGAGGCGCUCAGGGAAAGAAUACCUUGAGCAGAUGUUGCAAGCCAAGAUUUCCGAGAUCAACGAGGCCAACCCCAACUGCGAGGUAGAUCCCAGCAAGCUCAAGCCUGGUGAAAACAUCCAGGAGCACUGGACUAGGCUCAUCCAACUCACCACUGAGGUCUGGCAAUGCAUCUGCAAAGAGCCCACCAAGUGUCCGCCCGAGCUUCGGUCGAUCCUCAAGUACAUAAGGGCUGUUGCUGAGGACCGAUACGGCGAUUGGCUGCGUACCGUCACCUACACGAGCGUGUCAGGAUUCCUGUUUCUCCGCUUCAUCUGCCCCGCGAUUCUGAGUCCCAAACUUUUCGGCUUGUUGAGAGAUCAUCCUCGGCCCCGAGCACAGCGGACGCUCACGCUGGUCGCUAAGGCACUCCAAGCACUCGGGAAUCUUUCCACAUUCGGGAAGAAGGAAGAGUGGAUGGAGCCGAUGAACAAGUUCCUGGGCUCAAACCGCCAGUCAGUGAAGGACUACAUCGACAUCAUUUGUUCUAUCCCCGUCGAGCGCAACAAGGUCGCCCUAGGACCGUCCUACUCGACCCCUAUCGCGAUUCUCGGACGGCUGUCACCGACGGCUCGCGAAGGGUUUCCGGCGCUGCCUCACUUGAUCGAUCAUGCUCAGAAUUUUGCUGCGCUCGUCAAGAUGUGGACCGAGGCCAACCCCGUCGGCAAUGGCGAAGUGAUUAAGCCUGCAACAGGUGAAGAAGACAUCUUGAUAUUUAACGAGAUGUGCAUUAGCCUGCAAGAGCGCGCGGACCACUGCUACUCAAAGAUGGAUGGAUCCCUCCAUGAGACAUCGUCUCUUCCUACUUCCGAGUUCGCCGACGCGAUGGAGCAUGGCUCGGCCAUGUUGGAAUCCAUGAGCCUGUCAACCUACCACAACAGCAACUCGGCCACGAAUUCUGCGAACAACUCGACAGUCUGGUUUGAACAAGAUCAGUACCAGCCUCCCGGAUCGGCCGGAAGCGAUGUGCUCGUUGACGCCCCUUCGCGUCGGAGCCGCGAGCAUCGUCGUGGCCGGGAUUUCAGUUCUUUGAGGCAGAUGUCUGGGCACUCGGAACACUCGUCUUCACAUCUGGCCACGCUCAAGCGCAACGGCAGGGCCACUCGCCACAUUCUGUCCGGUAUCAUGAAGCCGUUUGCACGGAGCGACUCGCCUGAAUCAUCCCCACCAGCAACGCGUGGCAAGAACCUCGAGCGGUCUUGGAACACUGGCUAUUGA
Messenger RNA from Colletotrichum higginsianum IMI 349063, 3819 nucleotides. Its product is annotated as GTPase-activator protein for Ras-like GTPase. Lineage: Eukaryota; Fungi; Ascomycota; Sordariomycetes; Glomerellales; Glomerellaceae. Gene Ontology annotation, biological process: regulation of GTPase activity. The transcript has a single exon. Bases 1 to 3819 code for a protein of 1272 amino acids. The record is from RefSeq and is a predicted model, not a curated record.